Molecule: messenger RNA, 1137 nt
Organism: Durusdinium trenchii
Lineage: Eukaryota; Dinophyceae; Suessiales; Symbiodiniaceae
Source: the annotation of a GenBank genome assembly
AUGAGUGUCGUUCAAAGGCUUAAGCGGGAUCGCUUUCGCUCGCAGGCCUAUGCGAAAGCAGCUCAAGCCUUGCGAGCACUUGCGGAGCCGAUCGACAGUGGGGCCCAAGCAAAGGCCAUUAAAGGGAUUGGUGCUGGCAUGGCCAAUCGGAUCGAUGUGAUCUUGAAAACGGGCGAGUUGAAAGAGCUGGAGGAGUUGAAGUUGGACAGCGAUGUAGUGGCCCUGCGAGAGCUCCGAUCCGUGCACGGCAUUGGUGCUGUCAGUGCUGCCAAGCUGGUGGAGCGAGGCAUAAGAUCGCUGGCGCAACUCAGAGACGCCGUGGAGAAGAACCAAGUCCACCUGGACUCAGCGCAGGCCUUGGGGCUUCGCCAUUGCGAAGAGUUCAGCAAGCGGAUACCCCAGGCUGAGAUGAAAGAGCACCACAAGUUAUUGGAGCAAUGCUGCUUGAAAGGGCACCCGGACCUGCUCCUGACAGUUUGUGGUUCCUAUCGCCGUGGGCGCCCAGACUGUGGUGAUAUCGAUGUGCUCAUCAGCCACCCCGACUACACCACAGCCAAGAAAGAAGCAAACGCUGGUGGAAAGCUCCUUCAUGGGUUCGUCAGCACGUUGAAGAAGGCUGGCUAUGUGACAGGAGACCUUGCCUUCGGGCAGACAAAGUUUAUGGGAGUUUGCAGGCUCUCACGUGGUCAUUUGCACCGACGACUUGAUAUCCGCUGCAUGCCGGAGGACCAGUAUCACUUUGGCAGCUCAGUGGGCACAGAGGACACUGCCAGAGACAACGAGACUUUGAGGCCUGCUAUUAUUACACGGUUGGAAGAACUUCCAGAGGAGACUGCUCAGGAGGUUGGCUGGUAUCUUCAGGAUGCUUGGGUGCAGUUGGCCUCACCAAGCCUGAAACUCACCCAGACUCGGGAACGACAUGGUUUAGAGUCUGAGGAAGGAAUGGGCAAGAGAUUCAUUUGGCAUGGGCUUGCCAGAUGGCAAGCUUAUGCAGCCAAGAAGUGGUUGAAGCAAUCAGUGCACGUGGAGGAUCCUCGUGCAAGUCCUGAACCUGUACCAACGUUUCCUCCUUUCCUUCAGGGAGCUCGAAAGAGGUGCUGCCAUUUUGGCAAGACAUUCAGACUUGUUCAGCAUUGA